ACUCGCCUGCGUACAAACAUUCGUUCCUCUUUCUUAUUACUGUUAUUGUUUUACAUAAUUUUGCGGACAAUGCAACAUAAGUAGUAAUUAAGAUAAAUAUUUUAUUGGAUAAUAUAGUUUGAGCAUUUUACUGUGACAUAUACGGACCGAAACAGCGACAUUACCUGCUAACGGGAACUAAAACUUGAGCAGUUUGCGAGCAAAAUCACAAGAAGCUAACGUUAGCUCAGCUAGCUUUAACAGCGACGUGAGUGGAACAAUAUUGGUACCAGAUAGAAUGGAUCUCGGAAACUCAGGCAGUAGGUUGAAAUUGUGUUUGUGGCGUAACGUCGAUGAAUGUUGAUGCGGUGAAGCGAUCAUUUGUGACACAAUGGACACAGUGGAAGCUCAACCAUGUGAAAAAUGUGGGCAGACUUUCUCAGACAGAGACUUGUUUGCCUCUCACUCCUGCUUAGAUAGGCUGACUGCUCCAGUGAGUAAAAAGCAAUUGAGGAAAUACAAGUGCUCUCAGUGCAGUGAGACUUUUGCCAAGUCAGGUGUCCUGAAACGGCACUUUAAAAGCACCCACAGUGGACCUGACCCUAAAGGUCCAUUCCCCUGCACUGAGCAAAGCUGCCAGUUCAGCAGCAGCAAGCGUCAAGAAUAUCAAACCCACAUGAUGUCCACACAUGGUCUCACUCUUGUUCCUUGCACCCUCCAGUCCUGCAAACUGUCAUUCCUCACGCAAAGUGAGAUGGAGAGACACUUGCCAGACCACAUGCCUUUUGGCUGCUUUCAGUGUCAGUUUGUCACUCAAAAUGUAAAAGACCUGAGAGACCACAUCUCGGAGCACAGCCAUCAGCCAGCUAACGCUCAAGGGGAAGAGACUGAAGCCACACCUGUAUCUACUAAAGGAAGCCACCAGCUUCAGGUGUCUGGCAGCCCAAAACAAAACCCGAUAUCCAAUCCAGGUUAUGUAUCAUCUUUACCAGUCGAUCGAAGUGGGGAUCAGCCUGAUGGAAAAAGGCAAAAUAUUAAAAGAAAGAGAAAAACAAUGGAAAGAGGCAGACCUUCAGCAGUGGACACUGCAUCACUGCCAUCCAAAGACUACCUUGCAGAGGGAUCAGAGCACAUCUAUCGCACUCACACCUGCCCCAAAUGCCGACGCUGCUUCAAGAUGCGCUCCCACCUGCAGGAGCACCUCCAUUUACACUUUCCUGACCCCAGUCUCCAGUGUCCGACCUGCAAGCGUUUCUUCACCAGCAAGAGCAAGCUGCGUGUACAUAGACUCCGCGAGGCAGGUGCAAAGCUUCACCAUUGCCCCUUCUGUGAAUAUUCUGCCGUGGAGCGGAACGCAAUCCGCCGCCACCUCAUCAGCGUGCACGCUGAAGGGGCAGGAGAUGACAUGAACAUUCAGAGCUAUCCCUGCCCCACAUGUGGUCAAAGCUUUUGCCAGAGCAGGUCUCUUAAGGCCCACAUGAAGACGCACAACAUCCUCUCAGACAGUAAGCCACUGGCCUGCUUUCAAGAGGAUUGCUCUUUCCAGAGUUCUUCGCGCAAAGAUCUUCUUAGACAUGCCGCCGAAGUGCACGGGGUCACGGCUCUAGAAUGUCGCCAUCACGCCUGUGGUGCCAUCUUUCAAAGCGAGACGGACAUGGAGGCUCAUUAUCGGACACACCUCGCCUACCACUGUUCACAGUGUGAUUUCUCUUGCUCCAAUAAGAACGUCUUCCUCCUGCACCAGCGGCGUGGUCACCCAGGAAAUGACAAGCUUUGCUGUGACUUUUGCUCCUUUGUCACAUUUAACCCCGUGGAGUUUGAGCAGCACAUUGGACAUUUGCACGCCAAUGAGAAGAUCCAUCGCUGCUCUCAGUGCAUCUACGUGACCUCGCAUAAACGCGGCUUGAAGCGACACAUGCUGAUGCACAGCGGUGAGAAGCCACACAAGUGUAGCCUGUGUGACUUUAGGUGCCGAGAUGAGUCCUACCUCUCUAAACACAUGCUCACCCACUCAGACGACAAGAACUUCAUGUGCACUGAAUGUGGAUAUGUGACUAAAUGGAAACACUAUCUUAAUGUCCAUAUGAGGAAACAUGCUGGAGACCUCAGGUAUCAGUGUGAUCAGUGUCCCUACCGCAGCCACCGCAUGGAUCAGUUAAAUAGCCACAAAUUGCGACAUCAGGCCAAAUCACUCAUGUGUGAGAUCUGUGCUUAUGCCUGCAAGCGUAAAUAUGAGCUCCGUAAUCACAUGUUGGCGAAACAUUCUGGAAAGGACAAACAACCAUCUGUCUAUAAGUGCAAAUACUGCACAUACACAACCAGUUACAGACAAGCCCUCCAAAACCAUGAGAACUGCAAACAUACCAAGCUGAAAGAGUUUCGCUGUGCCCUCUGCUUGUAUUCCUCCUUCAGUAACAUCAGCCUCUUCCUGCACAAGAGGAAAGCUCAUGGGUAUGUGCCAGGGGACAAAGCAUGGCUUGAGAACUACGCUGCAAAGGAAAACGAGAGGAAUUCAACUGAGUUCAUGCAGGACUUUUACAAUAAAUCCUCAACAGCUCUUGAGCAGUUUGAACAGUCCACUUCUGAAGGACCUCCAUCAUCUCGACGAGAACAGUCCGACCUUUUUGGCUCGGCAACUCGCAGUGCCAGCAAAGAAAGUGUAACAGCUUCACAAACUGUUGAUUCUGUGGAUGUUUUUGAUGUUGUUACUCAGCAGGUUGUUAAUGAACGUCCUUCAGUUAGUCCUCCAUCUGUGAACAGUUCUGAGGAAUACUGUACUCUUGUUUUAACAACACUGUCGACCACUGACUACCAGACCCCCUCAUUUCAAAACGAGGAAGAGAUCUGUGCAAAUCAAAUUCCCAGCCCACUCAAAUCAAACCGUCAUGAGUCUGACACAUCACAAGAAAAGGCAGAGUUCUCUGCGUCUUCAUCAGGAGAAGACGAUGUAGCUUUGACAGAUCCGGAAUAUGAACCCUGUGAUGUUGACCACAUCCAUGAGCCUCUGACUAAUGCAAGCCAACCAUUUGAUCCUGAGGAGUGUCACAUUCAAACUCAUGAGGGAGAGAACGAUGGUGGAACAAUCAGUUCCAGUUUUUCAUCCGCGCUGCGUCUGAAAGCUAUGAAGAAGCACGACAAGGACCAAGCAGAGGCCAUGGUUUUGGAGGGACGGGUGCAGAUGCUUGUGGUGCCAACUAAAAACAUUUAUCAGUGUGACAAGUGCCCUUAUGUAACCAGUAAGGAGACUGCUUUGAAGUACCACCGCCAGGCUUUGUGCCACAGUAGGAUGAAGGAACACAAGUGUCAGGACUGUGGUGCACAGUUCAAACAGAAGCGAGGCCUUGACAGCCACCGUGCAAAGAAGUGCCCAACACUUCGGCCAAAAACAAGGGUAUUUGUAGGCAUUUCAAAUGCAAGCUCGGUUUUAGAGGACAGCUCCAUUGUAGAUCAGGAAGGAUCCAAACAAUUGGAUGAAAGAACACAUUCCAGUCAGAUGGGCCUUCAACCACAAAAUUGGAUUUGCACAAAUGAUCAGAAGUUUUGUCGCAGAGAAGCAAGUGAAUUAGAACACCAGCCACACAAAAUUCAGACAAAAAAACUUUUGAAAGGCAAACUUGCGAAAAAGCAUAUGUCUUCCAAUAACCAAAAAAAUGCUACACUGCAGUCACUUUACAUAGAAAAUAAUGGGAAAUUCAAAUGCAAGCUGUGCAAUUUUAUGUCAGUCAGGGUUGCAAUGAUUGAAAGACACCUCUCAUCCUGCAGGGACACUUUAAUGAACACAGAUAGUCAUGAGUGUGAUAACGAGUCAGUCAGAGCAAAAGAGGAUUUGAUAGAAGAGCACCAUCAAAGAACUUCCGACAAACUUCAGACCUUCUCUUGUCCAACUUGUGCAUUUAAAUGCAACCAGAAAAGGGCAUUGGACAGUCAUGAAAUGAAAGGCUGCUUAAAGCCAGGUGAAGUCCAGUGCAACACAUGUUCAUAUGUAGCCAAAUCUAAAACGGCUUUGAUCCGUCACACCCUGCAUGCCCAUACCAGAAAAAAGCUUGCUGCUGUUAAGCCUAAACGUUUACAUUGCCAGCAGUGUUCUUUCACCUGUAAACAAGAACGAUGCAUGGCCCAACAUGUUGCGCUCAAGCACAAAGGUGCCCGACCUCACCGCUGUCAGUAUUGUCCUUUUAGCACCACAAGACGCUAUCGCUUGGAGGAGCAUGAAUCUCUUCACACAGGAAUCGGUCGCCACAGCUGCAAUAUGUGCGAUAAGACCUUCGGGGCUGCAGCCAAACUGCGCCAGCACAAGAUGCGCAUCCACGACAAACAGCCAGCACACUCCUGCUCGCUCUGUGACUUUGGUGGCUACACGCUUGACGAUGUAAGACGGCACAAUCUCAGAUGCCACACGGGGGACUUAGACCAUGCUUGCACUCAUUGUGAUGCUCAGUUUAGUUCAGAAGUUGCCCUGAGAAACCACUGUAAGCGUGUGCACCAGCUCCAGGUCCGUUUCUCGUGUAAACAGUGCGACUACACAUGUAGCAAUGAGGUCACGCUGAAGACCCACCAAGAGAACAAGCACCCUCAGGUAAAGUGCCCCACCUGUCAGGAGUCCUUUAAGACAAAGGAAAUCCUUGCGGUUCAUCAGAGAAGCCACCUGGCUCACCAGUGCCAGCUGUGCCCCUUUGCUACCAAAACAAGGCAGCUGUUGGCUCAACACCUUCUGAAUGAACACGAGGAGGGAUCUCCCGAGGAUAAGCCUCUCAGGUGCAGCACCUGUCAGUUUGCUUGCCGGCAUCAGCUGGUGUUAGAGCAGCACCUACGUUCACACGGAGGCAAGCGGCUGUACAAAUGCACAGUCUGCGAGUAUUCGACCCAGAACAAGCAGAAGAUCACGUGGCACAUUCGCAUACACACCGGGGAGAAGCCUUACAGCUGUGAGCGGUGCACUUACACCUGCACUGAUCCGUCCAGGUUGAAGCUUCACAUGAGGGUUCACCAAGACGAGAGGAAGUACCUUUGUCCACAGUGUGGCUACAAAUGCAAGUGGGCAACUCAGCUGAAGUACCACAUGACCAAACACACAGGGGACAAGCCGUACGCCUGCGACGAAUGUGACUACCGCACUAACAGGGCGGAUGCUCUCCGGGCCCACCGGGACACGCAGCACUGUGACGCACGCCCUUACAUCUGCGAGAAAUGCGGCAAAGCCUUCAAGACCAGUUUUAUUCUGAAGACCCACCAGCGUCAACACAGUGACGAUCGGCCCUACGCGUGCGGCUUGUGCCACAAGGCCUUCCGGUGGCCGGCCGGUCUCAGACAUCACUACCUCUCGCACACCAAGCAGCAGCCUUUCUGCUGCCGCCACUGCUCCUACAGAGCCAAACAGAAGUUCCAGGUGGCCAAACAUUUGCAGAGACACCAUCCAGAGGUGUCAGUGGAGCAGGGGGUAGUGAGGGACUCUGAGGCAGUCAGCCUGACCCUGAAGGAAGCCUUGCGGGGGACACUGGAUGAGAGAGCAGCAGAGAUGGAGGAGGAGAAGGAGGAGGAAGAAGUAGUUGAAGAGGUUGUGCAAAGAGGCUGAAGACAGGGCACGAUCAUAAGAGCAUAAAAAUAAAUUGUGCAAAAUUAGAAAUAGUUUUGGUUCCUGUUUUUGAGUUGAAGUAGAAGAGGAAAGACUUUUUCUGUGUUUCAACUCCUGAAAAACGGCAGCGAAAAACAAAAGUGUCGCGGUUAUCUUUCUGUGCAGUGCACUGGUCACCUGCUGAUGGCUGUCACUGCCUUAAGGAAUUUAACUUUCACAUCAGUAUUACCUGACGACUUGAUUUUAUAUUUUGUAUUAGCUUGUAAAAGGCGAAUCAGUAAACGUCAAGUGUGAGAAACUGGACUGAAGGAAAGUGUGUCCUGUGAAAAAACUGCCUUUAAGUGAAUAAAUGAACUUGAACUGUGAAA
Molecule: messenger RNA, 5919 nt
Organism: Scatophagus argus
Lineage: Eukaryota; Metazoa; Chordata; Actinopteri; Scatophagidae
Gene: znf142
Product: zinc finger protein 142
Exons: 9
Coding region: 371-5551 (1726 amino acids)
Biological process (GO): regulation of transcription by RNA polymerase II
Cellular component (GO): nucleus
Molecular function (GO): DNA-binding transcription factor activity, RNA polymerase II-specific; RNA polymerase II transcription regulatory region sequence-specific DNA binding
Source: RefSeq, a predicted model, not a curated record